AUGCAGUCAAUUCGCCAGCACCGCGUUCUGCGCAGGAAGCUCCAACAACAAUUUGUUACAAAGCAUGAGAAGCCCGACAAUGUCUGGACUCACGAGGGCCGCUACGAGUACCGCGGAGGAGAGAUCCACACAGAACCUGGCGAGCCGAAUGAUGACCCGGCUGCCGGACGAAGGAGGGAGCAUGGCCAUCGCACUUUUAUAUCUGGGCCAUCCCUCAAUCCUCGCCAUUCAGUCCGAUCACAUAUAGAGCGAGAAGGGGAUAUCGAGGGCUCGGAGUACGACCCGGUACUCUCAACCGAUCCCCAUACCAUCAAUACACAAGAGACGCUGGGAAAUACGCCUGAUAUUAUGGUGACUGGCGUUGAAAGACCCCGGCCGUGUGACAGUACGGGCAGUGAGACUGAUAUCGAGUCAUUGAAAAAGAACGAACUCAUUAUCGUCACAUUUGAAGGCGAGUGUGACAUAAUGGAUCCUCACAACUGGUCAUUUAAAUGUCGACUGUUUACGACUAUUCUCACUUCACUUACUGGAUGUGUGGUCUUCUGGUCAUCCACGAUCGAUUCCACUGCUCUCAUGACAACCAAGCAAUUGUAUCAUACUACCUUUGAGGUCGAGACUUUGCCUACUGCUAUGUUUCUGAUUGGUUGUGGACGAGUCGUCUGCCGCGGUCUAGCUGGACUCUUCGGGUCUGCCCCGGCGAUUGUAUCAGCAGCAUCCCUGGUGGAUGUCUGGUCACGCAUUGAACGAGUCUACACCUUCCCGAUCUUUGCGAUAUUCAUCUUCACGGGUCCAUUGGUGGCACCAACACCAGGAGCAUUCGCUGUCAGUUCUGACGCGGUAAGCUGGCGCUGGGUAGACUGGAUGACUAUAAUCUUCGCAGGAGUCCUCCUGAUCCCGGUUGUGCUCUUCUUGCCCGAGACAUACAGCCCGAUCCUGCUGUACUGGAAAGCAAAAGAGCUCCGCCGCCUGACAGGCGACGACCGUUACCGGUCUCCCAUAGAGUUCAGAAAAUCCACGUUCACCCAACGCAUGUCUACCUCGUUAUACCGGCCACUUCAGCUUCUUGCAACAGAACCAAUUAUCAUGAUCCACUCAAUCUACGUCGCCCUCCUCUUCAUGAUACUGUACACCUUCAUUGCGGGCUUUGUCUCCAUCUAUGAGAUGACAAGCGGCUUCAGCCCGGCCGCUACCGACGUCGCAUUCCUGGCCAUUGAGGUCGGGGUCCUUCUUUCUGUACUGGCAGUCCCCAUUUCAAUGUGGCUGGUCCGUAGAGACAUAUACCACAGCCGUGCGAAUGGCGAACAGCGCCCGGACCCCGAGAUUAGUCUGUACAUGGGCAUGUUCGGUGCGCCUGCUGUCCCAAUAUCGCUAUUCUGGAUGGGCUGGACGGCCAGACAUGGAGUCUCGUACUGGAGCCCGCUCGUCGCUUCGGGAUUCUUUGGAUUUGGGUCGUUGUGUAUCUUCGUCUCGGCGUACCAGUACGUCGCUGAUUCGUACGAGUCGUAUUCUGCAAGUGCGCUUGCCUCCCUUCAGAUGCUGAGGCUCGUCGCUGCUGGCGCUAUGGCUAUAGUCGCGGAGAUUAUGUAUAAGGAGCUUGGCAUUGAAUGGACGUUGACUCUCUGGGGUGGAGUUUCGUUGUUGUUUUUGCCUGUGCCUUACUUGCUCUACUGGAAGGGGUAUAAAAUCCGUGCACAGAGUCGCUAUGCGCGCAGAAGUGAACGGAGUUGA
Molecule: messenger RNA, 1728 nt
Organism: Penicillium roqueforti
Lineage: Eukaryota; Fungi; Ascomycota; Eurotiomycetes; Eurotiales; Aspergillaceae
Exons: 3
Coding region: 1-1728 (575 amino acids)
Biological process (GO): transmembrane transport
Molecular function (GO): transmembrane transporter activity
Source: RefSeq, a predicted model, not a curated record